AGCCAAGCAGCCUCUCAUUCUCGCUCUUUCUCCCAAAUCUCUUGCUCCCUUAUUGGCGUUGGCCACAACUAGCCCCGCCCACCAUCUUCAUUCGUCUCCUUUCCUUCGAGAACCACCAAGCACCACCACGGCUCGCAUUACCAUCUCUUUGUCCUUGCAUCUUCCUUUGAUAUCAGGCUGCCAUUGCCAUCUGCGUCAUCCUUAGUGUUUUCGACCAUCGUCGUUCUACCAUAUUCUUCGUGUCCGACCAUUGUUCAUCUGGUUCAUGGAGAGAGGGGAGAGCAUAUUAGAUGCCAUAUUUGAGGAGGAUAACUUUGAAGAUGUCCAAGAUGUGGAAAUGAUGGAUGUAGAAGAAGGAGAAUUGGUGGAGCAGGAUCCAGAGAUUGGAUUGGGAAAACAAAUUGGUGGAGAUGCUAAUGCAGUGAAAUCUGGAUCUAGCAAUAACAAACGCAGACGUAGGAGCAAUAAGAAGAAUAGAAGAAAGAAAGGCAGUUCAGGGCAAAAUGUGACGGAUAUUAACAGGUUUGUUUUAGAUGUUUGUAGAUGCUUGAAAGAGAGAAAAACGUACCUGGUGUACACUGCAGUGGGUAGCCUGGGUGUAUCUGCUUUGAGCGAUCUUGUCAAAGAGGUGGAGGCAAUUCAAGCAUGUGGAGGUCAGAAGACUGCUGAUGGCCGACGAUUUAGAAAUGGUGGUGGCAUAUUAUGGAAUAUUCUAAAAACACGAGACUCAAAUGCUUAUAAAGAGAUAAUGAAGAAGGGGAAGGAGUUUGAGAAGCAAUUCAGGCAACCAAAUGUCAGGCAAGACACGAUGCAUAAACAGGCGGCUUCUCCCAUAAGAACGGACAAUGCGAACACAGAUGGGACUCUGCCUCCAGAUGGUUCACAACUAGUACCUCAUGUGGAAAACCAACUUGAACAGAGUAAUGUUGAGGGGAACCGUGUUUCUGUUCAUGAUAGGAUGAGGAUGCUGGUUAAAUAUGACGACCUGCCUGGAGAGGAAGAUCAUCAACCGCCCGGAAAGGAGGGAACCAAAAGAUAAAUCGGGCUGAUCUGGGGGGGAAUGCAUCCUUCCAUGACUAUCUCAGUUGGUAAUUAUGAUUAUUUGGUUGUCAGAUUUAAAAACCCUAUUCUAGAAUUCUUCUACUCUACCACUGAAGCAAGAGAAUUUUGGACUGCCCAAGUGCCUAUCAGCAGACGUCUGCAUUUUUCCUCCGGCAAAAUGUGAAAGGAAAAAGAAAACUAGGAAGUAAGGGAGAGAUUGCUUUCUUGCUCAAACUUAAGGUCAUGGAAUAAGUGGUUCAUUUAAAUAAGAUUGAUUUUACUCUUAUUUGGAUUGCAUGCCCUUUACGGAAUUGAGAUUGUCCAUGGUGAGAAUCCAUUCAGUGAAUUUUGGAUGGCAAACAAGUAGGAUUCAUGUUUGAUAAUACUAAUUGUACGAUCUUUGUGAUACAUCCAGUAUCUUUCUUUUGUAUUUCAAUAUAUGUAGGAUCGCUUUAAGGUGAAAAAGAGGCCAAAAAAAAAAAAAAGAAAGCAAUCUAAAACUAGCAGUUUUGGGACUUGUGAAUUUGCCUUUGCAGUUCAA
Molecule: messenger RNA, 1582 nt
Organism: Diospyros lotus (date-plum)
Lineage: Eukaryota; Viridiplantae; Streptophyta; Magnoliopsida; Ericales; Ebenaceae
Exons: 5
Coding region: 266-1039 (257 amino acids)
Biological process (GO): snRNA export from nucleus
Source: RefSeq, a predicted model, not a curated record